Molecule: messenger RNA, 2599 nt
Organism: Brassica napus (rape)
Lineage: Eukaryota; Viridiplantae; Streptophyta; Magnoliopsida; Brassicales; Brassicaceae
Product: probable C-terminal domain small phosphatase
Exons: 1
Coding region: 433-1161 (242 amino acids)
Molecular function (GO): phosphoprotein phosphatase activity
Source: RefSeq, a predicted model, not a curated record
AAUUUGUAACAGGUUUUAUAGUUUAUCUAGUUCACCAGGCCACACCAAAGGCAUAGUAGCAACAAUAGCAGCAGCAAUAUACUUGAACUGUAAUUCCAUAUUAUCUCUAAACCUAUAAUCUUAUAACGUAUCUCUUGCUGGUUAAUGUUGUAUGUACAUUAUUGUCCAUGAGUACAUGAAACAGCACAGCUACUGUAUGUUGUAAAUGUCCAAACCGAAACUUUCUAAUAUUAGGAAUCUGCUCUACUUCACCUCUAACUUCCCAUAAACAAACUAAACUAAACCAAAGGUAUUAUCACUUCAAUUCUAGAUUAUGGUAUAAAAGUUAGCGGAAGAUAAAUUCAGAAACAUCUUACCCACUACCAAGCUUUCCAUCUGAAGGGCUGCAAGCUUGUUUUCCUCGUUGUGUAAUCAAGCAGCCGGGAGAAAUCAAUGGCAACUGAAAGGAUCAUCGAAAACAAACCAGAAAGCCACAAACACCAAAAGAAAAAUGACCCAUUCAUGUCCAUCUUGACGUUCCAUUGUCGCCUUCUACGUUGUGUAUCCAGGUGCUUUACGGCCACCACCACCACCAGCUAUCCAGCCACAAGACAUGAUGGCUAUACAAAAUUAACAAAACAUACCAACACGAAAAGGACAAUCAUCCUCGAUCUUGAUGAAACCUUGGUUCAUUCCACGACACAAAUGCCUGGAGUUAAAUACGAUUUCAUGGUAAUGGUAAAAAUGGAAAGUGAGAUUAUGCCAAUCUUUGUGGUAAAACGUCCCGGGGUGACUGAGUUCUUGGAAAGACUAGGGGAAACCUACAAUGUAGCAGUUUUCACAGCUGGUCUGGAAGACUAUGCUUCACAGGUUUUGGACAAGCUAGACAAGAAGGGUGUGAUCUCACAGCGGCUAUAUCGAGACUCGUGCACGGAACUGAAUGGAAGAUAUGUUAAAGACUUGUCUCUGGUAGUGGGGAAAGACCUUGGAAGUGCUUUGAUUGUUGAUGACAAUCCGUCUGCUUACUCAUUACAUCCAGAGAAUGGAGUACCUAUAAAGGCUUUUGUAGAUGACCUCAAAGAUCAAGAACUUUUGAAGCUGCUGGAGUUCCUUGAAAUUUGUUACGUGUAUGAGGAUAUGAGGGAUGCAGUACAGGAUCUGCUGCCAAACCGGCUGAUGUAAUGUGCAUAUAUCUUUAUUUCCUGAUAUGUUUUAUUUGUUUAGGAGAUGGGGAGGGAGAGAUAGUAUUAGGAAUUUUCAUUUUCUUGUUCUUUUUGCAUUGAAAAAGGAUGUUUACUUCUUCAAUGUUGCACCUACAUAUGUGGGGAGCUUUUACUGAAAGCAAAAUACCAAAAAAAGAAGACAAAAACACUCUUGUACAAGUAGACAUUUGUGGAAUAAGAAAAGGGUUUUAGUUUUAGUAUAUAAUUUCUCAAAUGCCUUAUGAUAUGCACAAAGAAACUUCACAAAAAGAGAUGUUAUUGUUUCUGUUUUUGUGUUUAAGCAUUUCUUCAGCCUUUACAAGUUUUUUUUUAGCUCUGCUCCAAAAUCCAAAAACUAGCAGUGACGCGAAAAAACAAUUCCAAAACGCAAUGUAAAUGCCAUUAGAACAACGAAGCCAUAUCCUUUGCUAAGACAAACACAGUACAGCCUUACAGGGAAAGAAAAGACAAAAUACCAAGUUACCAAUUAGUUAACCGUUUGAAUACUUUCGCCGAAGGCUUUAACUGUUUUUUUUUUUUGUGGUUUUGUUUUCGUUUACAUUUUUAACACUAUGUUAUAAAAGAAAACACCAACAUUGCUUUAGUUUUGGAAACAAUCAAUCCCUGAGUUUUCUAUUAAUAGAAAGAUGAGAGAAAGUAAAGUACUAGGUCCUUCCACAAUCGACAAAGCAUACACACUUUUGACCAUAUCGGUAACAAUGUUCCAAGGUUAAUAAGCCUACAGUGUGAUCGCAUAUUCAUCAGAGCCUAUACGAAAGAAACAUCUUUCCAAUAGAUAGAUAUAAGGAUCAAGAUGACAAGAUCCAGUAUAGUCCAAAAUUUGUGAUACCCAAUUCAGUUAAAACAACAACGUAAACGUCAUAUCUCUCUAUUAUCUUCCACCAAAGCUCCACAAGAACUACAACCUACUUAGAUCAAAUCUGUUAAAUCUUAUAGCUAACAGCGGAAGACUUGACUUGGAAGUCGCAAGGCUUCGGCUUUACUGAAGCACAAGUCGUCGAGAGCUUCACUACGACACCACCUGCAUCUAGGGAAACCCGAACACUGAGACCUGGUCCGCAUCUCGCAGCAGAGCUUUCUAAUAGUCUUGUUCAGCUUCGGAUUUGUCCGGAUCUCCAACGGCUCGCGGUUCAGAACACGAACUUCAGGUUCAGAAGACGACGAAAGCGAUGGACAUAGUAAAACGAGGCUGAAGAUAAUGACUAAAGACGAGAAGCUUGAGCUAAAUGCCGACAUUGUCACCAAAAAAAAAAGAGCUUUGUUUUUUGUUCGAUAUUUUUGGAAAGUUUCUUCUUUUUCUUUGUUUACUCUUUUUUUUUCCUUUUUUUUUGUUUGGCCUACCAAACUACAUCGUAUAGCCACGCGUGUGGGCGCAAGUUAGCGGUAUCCUUUAAUAA